Condylostylus longicornis is the source of this 2876-nucleotide messenger RNA. RefSeq names its product zinc finger protein 777 (gene klu). The transcript has 2 exons. Bases 332 to 2521 code for a protein of 729 amino acids. NCBI's taxonomy places the organism in Eukaryota, Metazoa, Arthropoda, Insecta, Diptera, Dolichopodidae. The record is from RefSeq and is a predicted model, not a curated record. Gene Ontology annotation, biological process: regulation of transcription by RNA polymerase II. Gene Ontology annotation, molecular function: DNA-binding transcription factor activity; RNA polymerase II cis-regulatory region sequence-specific DNA binding.
GAUAUUUAAAAUUCAACGAAAUUAAAGGCAACAAACCAAAAACCAAGUCGAGAAAAAAAAAUGAUGAUAAACAAUUAAAAAUUUUUUUUAAACAAUCCAAUGCAAAACGCAUAUUACAACAUAAGUAAGAAAGAGAGAGAAAUCAAACAGAAAAAAAAAAAUAUUUUUUUCCCUCUUGCGGAAUAUUAUUGUUUAAUUACGUGCGAAUGUGUUGAAUUAAGGUACCAACAUUGCUAAGCGCAUUAACUUCAACUUAACUAAAAACAAAAAUAACAAAAAUCGUCAACAAAUUUGAAUUCGAACGUUGAAAUUAAAAUAUUAAAUUGACCUGAUGACUAUGGCAGAAGGAACUGACCCAAUUGGGCAUCAUGCACUAAAUUCACAUCAUCAACAUCACAAUAAUUUAAAUUUACAUCCACAUUUACAUGAAGCAGUGGCAAAUCAUUAUUUUAGCCAACAACAACAACAUUUUCUUCAGCAACAACAACAAAAUCAAACAAAUAACAAUCAUCCGUAUGUUGCAAAUAACAAUAUUCCAUGGAAGCAACGUAAACGUAAAAGAUUAUCUGCUGUCUUAGAUAAGUUACAUAAUAAUAAUAAUAAUAGUAAUAUUAAUAAUAAUAAUAGUAAUAUUAAUAAUAAUAAUGAUAGUACUAACAAUAAUAAUAUCAAAAGUGAGGCUAAAAUACAACGUUGCACAUCACCUUCACAAUACUCAACGAAAAAUGCCAGUAGUGGUGGUGAAGAAGAAUCAACAGAUGAAUUAUCUAAUCCAGAUGAUCAUAGUCCACGUAUACAUAACAGUAUUAGUCCAGGUAUUCAAAUGACAGAUGAUAGUGGUGUCGGCAGUGUUGGUGUUGGUGGUAUCGGCAGCGAUGGCAAUCAUCCAUUAAAUGUUGAUAUUAAGACUGAACCACUAGCUAGUCCAUAUGAUAGAUAUUUUCCAAUACCAUCACCAUUUUUUCAUUAUUACUUGCAUACAAAAUAUUUUAAUGACGUAUUUUGUCGUAAGGGUGAUAAUUUAUUUCCUCCGCCACCUAUUCAACCUCCAUUAAGACCAACAGAUAAUUUUUUGACGGAAAAUCAAAAUAUAUCGCAAAAAGCAAAAAAAUCCGAGUUACCAUCACCUCAAGAUAAACAAUCAAAUGAAAAUACAAUUGGAUCUCAUAUACAAAAUCAAAAUCAGAUAACAGAACAACAACAAUCUCACCUGCAAUCACAAAAUUUACAAAUACAAUCAGAAUCGCAAUCACAUACAAUUAAAAAAGAAUAUUUAUCAAAUAAUGAAAGUGUAACCGCCGAUCAAUGUCAAAUUAGUAGUAAUAAUGAUGAACUAGAUAAUUUACAACCGGUUGAUAUGCGAAAAACUCCUUCACCGAAGAAACCUGUUUUAAAAUUAUCAACGCCCACAAGUGAAUCAGAACAACAACUUCAACAGCAACAACAACUACAAUUAGCACAACAAUCAAGAGAUGGGGCAUUAAUGGCUCCACCACAAGAUCAACCAUUGGAUUUGUCAAUUAAAAAAUUUACUUCAUUAAGUAGAAGAUCAACACCAAUUCAAAAUACACAACAAUAUACAAAUUCUCCAAAUAAUUUUCAUUCACCAAUUAAUAAUAAUCAAAGGCAGUUAUCACCUUUACAAUUACAUCAACAAAUUAUGAAUUCUUCGUCAAAUAAUCAUACUCAACAUCAGUCACCAAUACCAUCGCCAUUAUUAGCGCCGCCACAUCGUUCAAAUGUGCAACAUUCACCAUCAUCUGUAUUACAAGCAGCUACUCCACCAAAUUUAGAUCCACGUAUGAUAAAAUGUGAAAUACCAAACAUGAUAGCUGGUCAUCAUGGUACUGUUGGCGUGCCAGUUAUUAAAGGUGAUGUUGCAUCACCUACAACUAAAGAAUCUGUUGCAUGGCGUUAUAAUUUAGAUGUAUCUCCAGUGGUUGAAGAAAUGCCACCGGGUUCUGAUGUUGCAUAUGUUUGUCCUGUAUGUGGCCAAAUGUUUUCAUUGCAUGAUCGUUUAGCUAAACAUAUGGCAUCACGGCAUAAAAGUCGAAACUCAUCAUCUGAUAUUGCAAAAGCAUACGCCUGUGAAGUUUGUAAUCGUUCAUUUGCAAGAUCUGAUAUGCUAACACGACAUAUGCGUCUUCAUACCGGUGUUAAACCAUAUACAUGUAAAGUUUGUGGUCAAGUAUUUUCACGUUCUGAUCAUUUGUCAACACAUCAACGUACACAUACUGGUGAAAAACCAUACAAAUGUCCACAAUGUCCAUAUGCUGCUUGCCGUCGUGAUAUGAUUACACGUCACAUGAGAACUCAUACACGUUAUGAAGCUCAACGAAAUGGUGCUAAUAAUAAUGUUUUAUCUGGAAAUAAUAAUGAUAAUAAAUCAUCAGUAUUGACCGAUGUUAAAAUGAAUAUCCCACUUUUAGUUAAAACAGAAAAUUUAGAACAUAAAUCAAUACAACAACCAUUAUUAAUUGGUAUGCAAAUGCCAUUAAUUGUUAAAACGGAGAGUGCGUAAGAGAAUAUUUAAUUUGUUUUUUUUUUUUAUUGAGUAGAUCUGGUAACAAUUAUUAACUAAAACAGUUUUCUUUUGAAUACGAACCCCAGAAAAAGCAAAAUUUUUGUUUUAUAAAAGAAAAACAAUGUUAAUUUUUACAAAAUUUUUUUAGACUCCCAUGGAGAUCAUAAAUUUUUUUCCUCUUAUUUGUUUAAUUUAAUUUUCUAAUUUAUUUGAAAUAAAAUUGGUUUUAAAUUAUUUUUUAAAAUACAAUUAAAUGUUACUAUAUUUAAAAAUUAAAAAAAAAUGCGCUAAAUUUUCUGAAUUUUGAUUUUUGUUAAAGUUGCAUGGAAUUCUAGAUAAAAUGAAAAUUAUU